Molecule: messenger RNA, 2113 nt
Organism: Juglans regia (Persian walnut)
Lineage: Eukaryota; Viridiplantae; Streptophyta; Magnoliopsida; Fagales; Juglandaceae
Product: L-type lectin-domain containing receptor kinase IX.1-like
Exons: 2
Coding region: 3-1949 (648 amino acids)
Biological process (GO): protein phosphorylation
Cellular component (GO): plasma membrane
Molecular function (GO): protein kinase activity; ATP binding; carbohydrate binding
Source: RefSeq, a predicted model, not a curated record
GAAUGCCUCUUUUUCCUCUUAAACUGUCGUUGCAUAAUUCGCUUCUCAAUAUGCAUCUCAGCGGCAAUCUUAGUACUCUUUGUUUCUAUCACUGGGUUUUUGUCAGUUACUUAGCUCUGUUCCAUCUUCCUUUGCAUUAUGCUCUAUCGUUCAACUUCCCUUAUUUUACAAAUGAAGGCAGGCUGGAGUUAAAUGGCACUGCUUCCAUCCUAAAUGGAGUUCUAUCACUCACCAGUGACCCCAAUAACAAUACCUCAGCCGGUAGAGCCGUAUAUUUUGAAGAUAUGCAACUUUUUGAUCCGAGUACGGGUAAAUUCACAGACUUCACUACUCAUUUCUCAUUUAAAAUAUCAACGGUUACUCAACCAGGCCAAGAUGGGCUUGCCUUUUUCCUUGCACCCAAAGGUUCUCUGCUCCCGGUUGAUGCUCAGGGAGGAUGCCUUGGACUUUUUAGCAGAUGUCACAAUUUCACCGUAACACCAAAAGGUGAUCAGUUAGUUGCUGUUGAGUUCGACACCUUCAAAAAUGAUUGGGAUGCAAUCGAUGGUGAACAUGUCGGUAUCAACAUCAAUUCCAUCCGAUCAGUACAAAGAAAGGAUUCGGGCCGGAGUUUGAAAAAUGCAUCGAGAGUUGAUGCUAGUAUCCGUUAUAAUUCUAAGGCAAACGAAUUAAGCGUAUCAUGGACCUUCCCAGACGAUCCAUUUGUUGGUGGGAAUACAAGCCUUUCACAUAGUAUUAACCUAACGGAAGUUCUGCCUGAAUGGGUGUCUAUUGGCUUUUCUGCUGGAUCUGCCUACUUCUUUGAGACACAUGAAAUCCUUUCAUGGGAGUUUGUAACAAUGUCGGUGUUUGCAUGGAGGAAGAGGACUAGAGGAAAAGGAAAAAGGGGUACUGUAGAGAAUUCUGAGUCCAUGGAACGAGAAAUGGAAAACGGUACAGGACCAAAGAGGUUCCCUUAUAUUGAACUUGUUCAAGCCACGAACAACUUUGCAGAAGAAGGCAAACUUGGUGAAGGAGGGUUUGGUGGGGUUUAUAAAGGAUUCUUGAGCGACUCGGAUCAGUUUGUUGCAGUCAAAAAGGUUUCUAGACGCUCCGUUCAGGGAAAGAAGGCAUACAUAUCAGAGGUAAAAAUCAUUAGCAGAUUGAGACAUAAAAAUCUGGUCCAACUCCUCGGUUGGUGCCAUGAAAAUGGCGAUCUUCUUCUCGUCUACGAGUUCAUGGCGAACAGUAGCCUUGAUUUUCACCUUUUUGGAGGUAGAACAAUCAUUCCAUGGGCAGUGAGGUAUAACAUAACACUUGGUCUUGCCUCUGCACUGCUUUAUCUGCACGAAGAAUCAGGGCAAUAUGUGGUGCAUAGAGAUAUUAAAUCGAGCAACAUAAUGCUGGAUUCAGAUUUCAAUGCGAAGCUUGGGGACUUUGGGCUAGCAAGGCUGAUGGAUGAAGUGCUAGGCGUCAGGACAACUGGAGUGGCCGGAACUUGGGGUUAUAUGGCACCAGAAUACGUAAGAACAGGAAAGGCAACUAAAGGAACAGAUGUCUUUAGCUUUGGGGUGGUGGCGCUGGAAAUAGCAUGUGGAAGAAGAUCAACAGAACCCGCGGAAUACGAGGGGCCUCACGUUCCCCUGGUUGCUUUGGUCUGGGAGUCGUAUGGAAAUGAAAGUCUUCGUGAUGUGGCUGACAAGGAAUUGGGCAUGGAGUUUGAGACGAAAGAGAUGGAGUGUUUGAUGACGGUUGGACUUUGGUGCGCUCACCCAGAUCAAAGUCGGAGGCCGUCCAUAAAGCAAGCCAUGCAGGUUCUCAAUUUCGAGGCACCGUUGCCAAAUCUUCCAAACAACGUACCAGUUCCCAGCUACGAUAUCCCUGCAGACAUCCCACGCUUAACCCCAGCGUUAACCGGUACGGGUGCUGCGCCCUCGAUCUCUUAUUCGUCGAUCAAUAUCGGCCGUUAAUUAGAUAUAUCAUGUGAUUUCUUUCACGGUGCUAUAUAAUAUAUAUGCAUGCGAUGCUAUAUAUAAUUAAUUAAUUGUUUGCCAGAUCCGUGGUAUAUGUUUUCCUGCAAUAAUGAUUGUGAUUCUGUGAAGAAUGAAGAAUUUCUAUUUUUUAUUUUUUUGUC